Messenger RNA from Limanda limanda (common dab), 3079 nucleotides. Its product is annotated as male-specific lethal 3 homolog. Gene Ontology annotation, cellular component: nucleus; NuA4 histone acetyltransferase complex; MSL complex. The coding region runs from base 57 to 1697 and encodes 546 amino acids. Gene Ontology annotation, biological process: chromatin organization; regulation of DNA-templated transcription. NCBI's taxonomy places the organism in Eukaryota, Metazoa, Chordata, Actinopteri, Pleuronectiformes, Pleuronectidae. The transcript is spliced from 14 exons. The record is from RefSeq and is a predicted model, not a curated record.
GAGAGUGUCGCAGGGUCCCGAUCGAUGCCUCCUCUCCCACUCGUCGCCAUGAACAAAUGAAUUCGCGGGGAAUCAAAUAUCGAUUUCACAAAGGAGAGCGAGUCCUGUGCUUCGAACCAGACCCCACCAAAGCUAAAGUGUUGUACGACGCUAAGGUCACUGAUGUCUUGAUAGGUACAGAUGAACAUGGAACAAUAAUCCCAAAGUAUUACGUUCACUUCAACGGUUGGAACAGAAGCUGGGAUCGUUGGGCUGCUGAGGACCAUGUUCUAAGGGACACAGAGGAAAGCCGUAAAUUGCAGCGUAGACUGGCUCGCAAAGCCCUCGGUCGCAUGAAGAGAAAAGGAUGGUCGAAGAGGCGUCGUCGUCAGUCUGGCACUAAAACCUCUCUGAAGACUCUCCCGAAGGAGGACGACAGCGAUGACGCAUGUUUGAUUUCGUCUUCGGAGAGCAGUGACGGCGACGAUUCUGACCCUGAAUCUUCAAAUAGUGGAGACAGCACUUUCUCUGAGGAUAUCAACAAAAUGAGAGAAGAACCAGACAUUAAUGUCAAAAGGGAAUGUGAGGAGAAGAUUGUCCAUAUCGAUAUCAGCAUCCCAGAUGUUCUGAAGAAGAAACUGGAGGAUGACUGCUUCUACAUCAACAAGAGGAAAAAGCUGGUGAUGGCGCCCUGUCAGAUGAAUGUCGUGCACAUCCUUGAGUCGUAUGUGAAACACUUUGCCAUCAACAAGGCUUUCAUGGCCAAUGAGCGGUUCCGGAGGCAGCAGACCACCACCACACAGAGCACCAGUCCACAGGCAAUCCCUCCAGAGAAGAGCGAGGAGCUGUGUAAGGAGAUGGUCGACGGCCUCAGGAUCACGUUUGACUUCACCUUACCCAUGAUCCUCCUCUAUCCCUGUGAACAAGCCCAGUUCAAAAAGGUCAGCUCGUCCCGGCUCUUUCUGGCCAUGAAUGAAAGCUCCCCGUGCUCCAGCAACACCCAGCGGGACCGCAGCCCGAGCCCGUUGGGACACAACCCCCUGACUCCUCAAUCCACAGACAGCCAGCCGGCACUGAGCGACAUCUCGGCCACCACGCCCACGGCCCCAGCACCCACCCCAAAACGCCGGCGUCACCCCGACAUGGACUGUAUCUCAUACCAGUCCCAGUCCCUCAGACGCUCCACCAGGAACACGUCUGGAGGCGACCGGCCAGCGGAGGGAAGCAGCGGAGGUGGAGGCAGUGCAACAGCGUCCCCGCAGCUCAAACAGCGUUUGAUCGACACCUCGGCCCAGCCCAAGUUCUUCCUCAAUCUCGACAGAAAAACCCCAGUGCACAGUGGCUCUUCCUCCCCACUGCCCUUGACGCCGAGCAAAGAGCGAAGCGGUCCAUUCUACGGCAUGGAGAGCCGGAGAAACAACGAGCUUAACGAGGUCCUGAGCUGGAAGCUGACUCCUGAUAACUACCCUCUGAACGACCAGCCUCCUCCACCAUCCUACCUGUACGGAUCCCAGCACCUCUUGCGGCUCUUUGUGAAGCUUCCUGAGAUCCUGGGAAAGAUGCAGAUCCCUGAGAGGAAUCUCCGAGCCCUGGUCAAACAUUUGGAACUGUUCCUCAGGUUUCUGGCAGAGUUCCACGAGGAUUUUUUCCCUGAGUCUGCAUAUGUGUCAGCUUCCGAGGCCCACUACAGCAUGAAACAGCCGAGGCCCGUUUACUGAAGGGAGGCAUUAGCCGUUGUGUUUCCUUCCCUUUGCUGUCUUUCCCCUCCCCACCACCCCCCCGAGCCGCUCAACAUUUACCUGCCUGCGCUCGCGUACAAAGGGAUGAGAGCAGCUUUCUCCGGAGCUGAGCUGCUUUGCACUUCCCUGCUUCCCUUUGCUUCUCCUCUGGCACUAACUUUACAGUAGUGUUCCUCCAGUUGCCUUGCAGAACUCCUUGCUUCUACCCUCGCCCUUUCCUCAUUUCAGGUACUGUUGUGCAUAAUUCUUCGUAGACUGCUACUGCUGAGCCCCUCUUUCCGAACCUAUCCUCCUUUUAUGUUACCUGGCUUACAGCUCUCUCCAGACCAGCUGGGACGUUUUUCUGCCUCUCACAUAUUCCAGGCUGUCAAUAACAAAACCGUUUUGAAUAUCUGAUGUGGAAACGGACACAACCGGCGCAACUUGGCAAAGCCUUCUUUGUCUCUGCUAUGACUUUUCCUCUUCAGACCUAACGUUUUGGAAUAUUAUGUUUCCUCUGCAUAUGGGAGGGAAAUGGAAGCCCCCGUGUUCUUGCUCUGCUCUGCCUCUGGAUUCUCUUUGGGGUAUUUUUUGCUGUUUUGGAAGCUUGGCACCUCUUAAUGUAGUGACUUCCUGCAAGUGCUUCUCAUGCAGCGCCGCCAGUGAUCCUCCCCUUGGAAACGAUUACUCCACCGCUACAGUGGGACCUGCUCUUCCUUUCCUGGAGAUGCUACGCUACUUUCGCUGAGCAAAUCAAAUUUACUGACCCCUUCGGAUUUCUUUUGCAGUAUUUGGAUUUUUUCCUGUUUGUUGCUUUGUCGUCCUUCUGUGAAUUUCUGAUAAAUGUCUUGGAGCUUUUAAUUUGUCUAUGUUGAUCCUGCCCCUCCCAUUCUAGCUCCCUUCUGAUGGGAAGAAUAAACAGCAACAGUGAAAGUAGAUGCUGGGUGUACAACAUUUCAAUGCCACAUAUCUUUUAAUACAGACAUAUCUUGUCCUGAAGCUUAUCUUAAUACACAGUUAAAGACAGAGGCUGUUUGUGUUUUCCAGUUAAUUAUCAGAAAUAUUAGAUAAAUGCAUAUCAAAAAGAAAGCUUCCAUACUUUGCCAUAAACUGAUGCUGUUUGCUAGACAUUUCAUAGGAAAUAGUUAGAAACGAUCUGGAUUCUCCCCUCCCUUAUGUUGUAAACAUGUAAAUAUACAAAAACAGCUGUUAGGUCAGUAUGUUAUUUAUUUUGUCCUCUCACACAAUUGAAUGUUUCAUACACUGUUUUAUGUUUUCAGGGUUUCCACUUGACUUUUUCAUUUUGUUUCUGUAAUGUCCGGUCCGUCUUUAUCGUCUCCACAUGUCGAGAUGAUACUUGAAUAAAGAUUUUGCAAAAAUUG